AGUGAUAAAUCGGGCUCCGUGGAAGAAAUUACUUUUAAUUAAUUUCGGGUAAAUAAUCCCAUUAAAAAUUGCUUACUUGGGAAAAUAAAAGCGGUUUUAUUCGUGACAAAUCGAAAACAUAAACCGUGGAAUCCACAAAAGUGAAAAAAUAGUGAAAAAAAUUAAAAGAUAAAAAAAGAAGAAGAUACAAGUGUAUAUGUAAUAGAAUUUGCGACCAAUAUCAUCAACGUCUAAUCAAACAAGCAGAAAAAUUUACCCUUGAAAAAUUUUAUUACUACAAAAUUAUACAACAAAUUUCCUUUGAUAACGAAGAUAUCAAGAAAAAAAAAUUAGAAUUAAAAAAAAAGAUAUAAAAAGCCACCGAUUUUACAAAAAAAUAUAAAAAAAUAAAUUAAUUAAAUAAUUAAACUACAACAACAAACCAUUACCGGAUUAAACACUUCCAUAUUCAGUUGAAGUAAAUGUAUAGGAGGCGUUUGUGGUCAUCAUCAACUUCAUCGUCGUCAUAUCUCUGAUAAGAUAAAGACAACACUUACGUUAUCUAUCAAUUUCAAUUGUUUUUUAUUGCUUCUACGGCUGUAGCUGUUACAUCGCAAGUAGAUUGUACGGAAAUUCCAACGAUUCCAGCUGGAACGGCACCAAUUGACACGUGAAAAAUAUUUUUUUUUUCGUCAAAAUAAACUGCAGACCUCAUGAAGAUGUCACAUCAUAGUGACGACCAUUUACUUCAGCCGGGAAGUGAUUCCUUUUGGGAACCCGGAAAUUACAAAAGGACCACAAAACGUAUCGAGGAUGGAUACAAACUUUGCUCGGAACUACAAACCCUAAUUCAUGAACGUGCCGAAAUCGAAAAAGCUUAUGCAAAGAGCCUACGAGGAUGGGCCAAAAAAUGGGGAGAGUUGAUCGAAAAAGGACCCGAAUAUGGAACGACAGAAGCUGCAUGGAAGGGAAUGUUAACAGAAUCAGAUCGAUUGUCGGAUGUUCAUUUAAAAAUCAAGGAAAAUCUAUGCAAUGAUGUCAUUUCACAAAUUAAAACCUGGCAAAAGGAGAAUUAUCACAAGAACAUGAUGCACAUCAAGGAACGCAAAGAAAUGGAAGACGCAUUUAAAAAGGCACAAAAACCGUGGGCCAAGAUUCUAGCCAAAGUAGAAAAAUGCAAAGCAGAUUAUCAUUCAGCGUGCAAGACGGAGAAAACAGCUGCUAAUCAAGAACGGAAUGCGAACAGCGAUUCAUCAAUGUCACAGGAUCAGUUGAAGAAAUUACAAGACCGCGUACAACGUGCGAAGGAAGAUGUACAAAAGUGUCGCGAAAAGUACGAACAAGCUUUACAAGAAAUCAAUAAAUAUAAUCCAAUUUAUGUGGAGGAUAUGAAGUCUGUGUUUAUCAAGUGCCAAGAAAUGGAGGAAACUCGAUUGCGAUUUUUCAAAGAAGUACUUUUUUCGCUGCAUAAAAAUUUGAAUAUUUCACAAGAGCCAAGCCUCCCACAAAUUUACGAGGAAUUCUAUCAUACAAUCAAUAAUGCCGACUCGCAAAAGGACCUGAAAUGGUGGUCGAACAAUCAUGGAGUCAACAUGGGUAUGAUGUGGCCCGAAUUUGUGGAGUACACCGAAGAGUUCCGUGAGAUAGCAAAAGGCAUAAAGUCAAAGGAAGCAUUACCGGUUGCAGCAAUAACUCUAAUCAAUCAACGUUCCGUUGACGAAGACUUGCAUGAUUAUCCGCCUCCAGCGACAAAUAAUAAACCAACAAGCCUGAGCAUCAAGUCGAGCACUACAACAAAUGGUCGAAAUAGCAAUCAAGAAUCGCCGAGAUCGCAAGAGGCACCUGUUGUAGCGGCAGCGCCAGCAACUCCCCAACAAAAAAGCCCGCAAAACUCCGCUCAAUCGACAGCCAGUACGCCAAAUAGGGCGUCACAAAUAACUAACGGAACAAACAGUAAAUCGGAUCAAAAUCCAUUUGAGGAAGAGGAUUGGGACGAAGGAGAUGCAGCAGAGAAUGUUCUUGUCGACAACGGAGAACCGGGUGUGCCAGUUAAAGCUUUAUACGAUUACGAAGGUGCCGAAAGUGACGAAUUAAGCUUUAAACAAGGUGAAACCUUUGAAAAAUUAGAGGAUGAAGACGAACAAGGAUGGUGUAAAGGCCGAAAAAAUGGUCGGGUUGGCUUAUAUCCAGCAAAUUACGUUGAAGUCAUACCAUAAUUCUCUUUAUAAUGUACUAGAAACCAAUAAUUUAUAUAGUAUAGCAAUAUAAUCACGUGAAGAAAAGAAGGGUCCGCACUAAUUUUAUUAUUACAUACAUUUUAUAUAUUGAUAGAACACGAAUUUCGUUCUACAGAAAUUUUAUUUUGAUUAACACAUCAAAUUUUUAUACGAUUCGUUUCACACCUUUUUGAACAGAGAAUAUUCGACACAAUUUUUUUGCCUUAAUUUUUAUUUUUGAACGCCACUUUUUAGUAAAAUCCCAUUUUAUCGACCAAUAUUUUUAUUUUAUUUUUUUUUUUUUAAAUUAAUUUUAAGAAAUUUUUGAAUUAGUGUCACUUUUACACUUCAAAAAAAAAUUUUUUUUAUGGAAAUUGUAAUUUUGAUACUAAUUUGACUUUAAAAAUUAGCCUUAAUUUGUCUUCUAAGCCAAAAAAAAAAAUUAAUUAAAUUUUUUUAAAACAGAAAAAAACCAAUUCCGUACCAAUAACUAACAAUCAAGAACUUAUCAGCGUACUUUUUUUUAAUUUUCUCGAGACACCUUAAUUUAAUUUUAAAAAAAUAUUUUUCUGAUCUAUAAAAUACUAUAUAAAAUUUGUAGAAAUAAAAAAAAUGCUUUACCUACCUAAAAAAAACCUGAAAAUUAGAGAGUGAAAAUUUUUGAAAAAAAUUGUUGCGACGUAGAACUGAAGCUAUUUCUUAAGUAGUUGUUACAAAAUAAAUAUUAAACUAUAAACUGUAAUUAGUCUCCACACACCUGUUUUUCGACAUUUAUACACCUUUUAAUGACUAUAUCACUAAUUUUCUACUUGGUAACUGAAUAAAAAAAAUAUUUUCAGUUGAAAAACAAUCGAAUUUUUUCGUAAAACGUCCUUUGAAAAUUUUUGGCAAUAAUUUGAAAUAAUACGAAAGACUUGAAAAUGUUUAAAAAAAUUUCCCGCUUCCAACGUCUUGAUAUGAAAAAAAAAAAAAAAAAUGAAGAAAGAAAUUAAAAGGAAUAACAUUAAAAUUAAUGAAUAAAUUUAAUAAAAUUUUCACAUGAAAAUGCAGUAUAUAAUUGUAAAACUGUAG
Messenger RNA from Culicoides brevitarsis, 3266 nucleotides. RefSeq names its product protein kinase C and casein kinase substrate in neurons protein 2 (gene Synd). NCBI's taxonomy places the organism in Eukaryota, Metazoa, Arthropoda, Insecta, Diptera, Ceratopogonidae. Gene Ontology annotation, cellular component: plasma membrane; cytoplasm; endosome. The transcript has 10 exons. Gene Ontology annotation, molecular function: protein binding; phospholipid binding. Gene Ontology annotation, biological process: plasma membrane tubulation; cytoskeleton organization; regulation of endocytosis. The record is from RefSeq and is a predicted model, not a curated record. Bases 693 to 2195 code for a protein of 500 amino acids.